GACGUCGCUGGAGCUGCGGGGGAGGAGGAGGAGCAGACCGCGCUGCUCGCUUUAUUAUCGGCUUCUCCGACUCUGCGUCUCCUGUAUAUUUCAAAACAAAGACAGACAUCGCUUCUGGACCGUGUUUUCAGUUCGCCCACCACCGACUUCCAUCGACGUGUGCGUCGCCCAGCGGCUCGGGACGGGGUCGCACCUGCAGCGGAGCUUAAUGGACAACAAAGGCUGGGACCAGCCGAGCCGCAGCGAGCCGAGGAACUCGCUGGUUUAAUUAUAGCAGGACUCGGUCCCGGAGGGAUCAGCGUGGCGGCCGCCGUCACUCAGCAGUCCUGAACACUAGAGAAACGACACAAUCAUGUGGGUCAGUCCCGAAGACGUGCUGCUGGCGGGGGCCUUGUGGAUCACCGAGAGAGCAAACCCCUACUUCAUCCUGCAGAGACGGAAAGGCCACGGGGAUGGAGGCGGAGGGCUGGCCGGUUUGCUGGUCGGGACUUUGGAUGUGGUUCUGGACUCGAGCGCCCGGAUGGCACCUUAUAGGAUCCUCUACCAGACUCCUGACUCGUUAGUUUACUGGAUCAUUGCUCAUGGAACGUCCCGUAAAGAGAUCACGGAGCACUGGGAGUGGCUGGAACACAACCUGCUGCAGACUCUCUCCAUCUUUGAGAAUGAAAAUGACAUUACCACCUUUGUUAAAGGGAAGGUGCAGGGCAUCAUAGCAGAGUACAACAAGAACCAUGAUGUCAAAGAGGACGAUGACACAGACAAGUUCAAGGAGGCCAGCGCCAAGUUUCGUAAGCUGUUUGGGAUGCCCGAAGAAGAGAAGCUGGUCAACUAUUAUUCCUGCAGCUACUGGAAGGGGAAGGUGCCGCGGCAGGGAUGGCUGUACCUCAGCAUCAACCACCUCUGCUUCUAUUCCUCUCUACUGGGAAAAGAAGCUAAACUGGUGGUACGCUGGGCAGAUAUCACCCAACUGGAGAAGAGCGCCACCCUCCUGCUGCCCGAUGUGAUCAAAGUCAGCACUCGCGCCAAAGAGCACCUCUUCUCUGUCUUCCUCAACAUCAAUGAGACCUUCAAACUGGCGGAGCAGCUGGCCAACAUCGCCAUGCGCCAACUACUGGACAACAAAGGGUUUGAGCAGGACCGCUCGCUGCCCAAGCUCAAAAAGAAGUCCCCCAUGAAGGUGUCGGCACUAAAGAGAGACCUGGAUGCCAGAGCUAAGAGUGAGCGUUACCGGGCACUGUUCCGGCUGCCCAAAGAUGAAAAACUGGAUGGACACACAGACUGCACCCUGUGGACCCCCUUCAACAAGAUGCACAUCUUGGGGCAGAUGUUUGUCUCCACCAACUACAUCUGCUUCACCAGUAAAGAGGAGACCCUGUGCAGCCUCAUCAUCCCACUGCGUGAGGUGACCAUCGUAGAAAAGGCAGAUAGCUCCAACGUGUUGCCCAGCCCACUCUCGAUCAGCACCAAGAAUCGCAUGACCUUCUUGUUUGCCAACUUGAAAGAUCGAGACUUUCUGGUGCAAAGGAUCUCCGACUUUCUGCAGCAAACCACCUCCAAGAUCUACCUAGAAAGAGAACUGAAUAGCAGUCUUAACAGCUCAGAUGAUGAAGUUUACUCCCAGCAUGGAUCCCAGCACUCCAGCAGUCCACAUUACAGUCUCGGCUCAGAAGGUGAGCGCACGUUCAACCUGAAUGACAGCAGCGUGCCCACAGCCACGGAGGCCCUGAUGACCAUGUAUCGCCGCCGUUCACCUGAGGAGUUUAAUCCCAAACUGGCAAAAGAGUUCCUGAAGGAGCAGGCGUGGAAGAACCACUUUACUGAAUAUGGAGAGGGAGUGUGCAUGUACCGCACGGAGAAGACGAAAGAGCUUGUUCUUAAGGGGAUCCCUGAGGGCAUGAGAGGAGAGCUGUGGCUGCUCUUCUCAGGGGCGAUCAAUGAGAUGUGCACUCACCCUGGCUACUACGAGGACCUGGUGGAGAAAUCGAUGGGCAAAUACAACCUGGCUACGGAGGAGAUCGAGAGGGACCUGCAUCGCUCUCUGCCGGAGCACCCAGCCUUCCAGAACGAGAUGGGCAUCGCCGCCCUGCGCAGGGUCCUCACUGCCUACGCUUUCAGAAAUCCCAACAUCGGAUACUGUCAGGCCAUGAAUAUUGUAACAUCUGUGUUGCUGCUUUAUGCCAAAGAAGAGGAGGCGUUUUGGCUGCUCGUGGCGCUCUGUGAGAGGAUGCUGCCCGACUAUUACAACACUAGGGUCGUAGGAGCCCUUGUUGACCAGGGUGUUUUCGAGGAGCUCGCCCGAGAGUACGUUCCCCAGCUGUACGACUGCAUGCAGGACCUCGGCGUCAUCUCCACCAUCUCGCUCUCCUGGUUCCUCACCCUCUUCCUGUCCGUCAUGCCGUUCGAGAGUGCGGUGGUGGUUGUGGACUGUUUCUUCUAUGACGGCAUCAAGGUCAUCUUUCAGUUGGCGCUCUCGGUGCUAAAUGCCAACAUCCACGAGCUGCUGGGCUGCAAGGACGAUGGGGAGGCCAUGACUGUGCUGGGCAGGUACCUGGACAGUGUGAGCAAUAAGGACAGCACCCUGCCUCCUAUCCCCCACCUGCACUCUUUACUGACAGACAACGGAGAACCACAUCCAGAGGUUGACAUCUUUAAACUGGUCCGCAGCUCUUAUGAGAAAUUCGGGUCAAUCCGUGCAGAUGUGAUUGAACAGAUGCGUUUCAAACAGAGACUGAAGGUCAUCCAAACUAUUGAGGAUACAACUAAACGCAACGUGGUCAGAAGUAUUGUCACAGAGAUGUCUUUCAGCAUUGAUGAGCUGGAGGAGCUCUAUGUGCUCUUCAAGGCGGAGCACCUCACCAGCUGUUACUGGGGAGGCAGCAGCAAUCCCACGGAGCGCCACGACCCCAGUCUGCCGUACCUGGAGCAGUACCGCAUAGACAUGGAGCAGUUUAAGGGCCUGUUCAGCCUGCUGUUCCCCUGGUCCAACGAAGCCCACUCCGACCCCUUGGCCGUCCGCUUCUUCCGUCUACUUGAUGAAAAUGCGGAUGGCCUUAUCAACUUUCGCGAGUUCAGUAGCGGCCUGGGUGUUCUCUGUCACGGGGACCUCACUGAAAAGCUGAAGCUCCUCUACAAGAUGCAUGUUUUACCAGAGAUCAUUCAUGAACAAGAGGAGCCCGAUUCUGCCUUCGAAGCCACUCAGUACUUCUUUGAAGACAUCACUCCAGAAACAUCCAUCGGCCAUGACUCAAAGUGCAGAAGUGAAAAGGACGAUGGUUUUGUCAGAGUUACAUUCAAGACUGAGAAAGUGAAAAGACUGAACAACCCAGAUUACCGCCAUUACCUGAAACUGUGGAACCAGGAGACGAAACCCAAACGAGAAAACACAAAAAACCUCCCGAAGCUGAAUCAGAGCCAAUUCAUCGAGCUUUGCAAGACCCUCUACAAUAUGUUCAGCGAGGAUGUCGCAGAACAGGAGCUCUAUCACGCCACAGCAACGGUCACCAGUUUGCUGCUGGAGAUGGGAGAAGUGGGAAAGCUCUUCUCUUCCUUGGGCAAAAAAGAUCUCAAACAGGAGGGGAAAGCGGAGUCGAGCACGUGCGAGAGAGACUUCUCGGAUCUCCAAGCGUCCCAGGAGGGUCAGGAUAUGGGAGACGUUUUCGUCCCCGCUAGUCUGGAGAAGGAGUCCGUGCCCCCCAUGCAAGACAUCAAGCUGGAGGACUCGUCUCCGAAAGACACGGGCACGUCGUCCGCCAUGCUCAUCUCCGACGAUGAAACCAAAGACGACACAUCAAUGUCGUCGUACUCGGUGCUCAGCGCCGGCUCCCACGAGCUGGAUGAGAAGCUGCAGUGUGAGGACAUUGCAGAGGACACCGUGUUGGUGCGCAGCGACGACUGCUCCAACGGCGAUAGGAGCAAACAACCUCCCGCCGGCGGGCUGCAGGACCGCGGGCUGCCUCACAGCACAAGCAUAGACAAAGACUGGGCCAUCACGUUCGAGCAGUUCCUGGCCUCCGUCCUCACCGAGCACGCCCUGGUGCGUUAUUUUGAGAAACCGGUGGAGGUGGCGGCUGUUAUAACCAACGCCAAGAACGUGCGGAAAGUCGGGCGCCCGCUGCUGUCAAUGAGUGACUAUGAAAUCUCGCUCUCUGGAUAAAUAGCAGGAUUAUCCACCAGUGGUGUUUUUGGGAAGAAUGAAGGUUUAUGUAAAAUGUAAGUGUAUGAUAGUUGAAAGAAUGUGACCAAACUUGCUUCUAUUAAUGUAUUUUA
This is a messenger RNA of Cololabis saira (Pacific saury), 4266 nucleotides long. RefSeq names its product TBC1 domain family, member 9 (with GRAM domain) (gene tbc1d9). Gene Ontology annotation, molecular function: calcium ion binding. The record is from RefSeq and is a predicted model, not a curated record. NCBI's taxonomy places the organism in Eukaryota, Metazoa, Chordata, Actinopteri, Beloniformes, Belonidae. Bases 353 to 4153 code for a protein of 1266 amino acids. The transcript has 21 exons.